Ostrinia furnacalis (Asian corn borer) is the source of this 1446-nucleotide messenger RNA. Its product is annotated as sodium channel protein Nach. The record is from RefSeq and is a predicted model, not a curated record. The transcript has 7 exons. The coding region runs from base 13 to 1446 and encodes 477 amino acids. Gene Ontology annotation, biological process: sodium ion transmembrane transport. Gene Ontology annotation, cellular component: plasma membrane. Gene Ontology annotation, molecular function: ligand-gated sodium channel activity. Lineage: Eukaryota; Metazoa; Arthropoda; Insecta; Lepidoptera; Crambidae.
GUAAAAAAACAAAUGACUAACAAUACCUACCUAUUUUACUCGAAACGAAAAUUUACUACAUUCAUUUGUUAUUUUAGGAUUUUCUGGUUGCUCUUCGUAGCACUGUCUUGGUAUGCGUCUUUUCUAUUGAUUGUGGCUCAAUAUGAUGCGUUCCAAAACAAUCCGAUUUCUUUCGUGGUGGAGACCACAUACAAAGAUUGGAAUACCGAGUUUCCAUCGGUAGCCGUCUGCGAAAACGACAACACCAAACGUAUCGAAGAAAUAUCAGAUGAGUUAUGGGGAACAGAACACGAUUUCAAUAUGGAGGAAGUACUGAAAGAACUGGCAUAUUUUAAGGGCAUAACAUAUUAUACUUCUGAAUUUUGUGGACUGGAAAAUCCUCUGCCGGACUGUCCUCAGAGCAAUCUUAUUCAAUACGCUAACAUGUUUGUACAAAUUAAGGUCAGAAGUAAAUGUGAAGACACGCUUACGAACUGCUCAUGGAAUGGACGCAGGUUUCGGUGUUGCGAUUACUUUAGACCUAUGGAUACCGAACUCGGCAGGUGCUAUGCUAUUAAUACGAUUCAAGGAAGAGAAAAGAAUCCUCCAAAACUGCCGAUGAUCAGUAAUAGAACUACAGGACCUGGGAUGAUAAAAUUCGACUUGAUGGUGACAGCCAACAUCUACGUACUCAACGAGGAGGACGUCCCUUCACUCACCACCAUGAGCUCUGACGUCAUGUCCAUUGGCCCAGAAAUGACGCAAAGACGUCUAAUCACAAUACGCAACAUUGACAACGACGCGAGCGCUCGCCUCAUCGCUCCAGAAAAACGAAAAUGUCGGUACACUGACGAGAAUUCUCUUGAUGUAUACCGCCACUACUCAUACACUGCCUGUACAGUGCAGUGCAGGAAAAAUGCACAGUUACGAGUCUGUAACUGCACGAACUUUUUUAUGCCUAAAGUGCCGGACCAUCAGAAAUGCAACGUCUCUGGUGUCAUAUGCCUGAAUGACCAAGUCAACAUUCUGUCUGUUCUGAAAGCGAAAUGGUCAUCCCGCGCCGGUUUAUACUGCAACUGCUUGCCAUCUUGUACUGAGGCGGAGAUAACCAUCGUGAAGGACUUCAAGACCACCACUUCUGAGAACUUCGCUACAGUGGAAAUAGGCCUGGCCAUGUUACCAAGCGAGAAGUACAAGAGAAACGUUGUGCGCGGGGCCUUGGACUUAGUUGUAUCUACAGGAGGCACAUGGGGUCUUUUCUUGGGCGCAAGUAUUCUGAGCUUUGUAGAGUUAUUCUACAUUUUGCUGUUUAGACCGUUUUGCGAUGUGUACAGCCAACGCAACGACGAUCCCUGGUACAGAAAGUUUGGCACAAGGAAGCUUGAGGACAACAAAUUCGUUCCGAAUCUCGACUGGAGUUACAAGACAAAGACACAACAGGAGAAAAUCGAGCAAAUUAACACGUAA